Molecule: messenger RNA, 2984 nt
Organism: Ricinus communis (castor bean)
Lineage: Eukaryota; Viridiplantae; Streptophyta; Magnoliopsida; Malpighiales; Euphorbiaceae
Product: transcription factor MYB124
Exons: 12
Coding region: 879-2321 (480 amino acids)
Biological process (GO): regulation of DNA-templated transcription
Cellular component (GO): nucleus
Molecular function (GO): RNA polymerase II cis-regulatory region sequence-specific DNA binding; DNA-binding transcription factor activity, RNA polymerase II-specific
Source: RefSeq, a predicted model, not a curated record
CCCGUCCAUGCCCGCGCACUGAAGCAAGAAUCCGUUGAUCCAAAUUAAUACUGCUUACUAUAAUCUAUAUAUACACACAGACGUAUAUAAAAUCAACAAAUAGUAUAUAUAAUAUAUACACGCUGUAUGAGAGAGAAAGAAAGAAUAGCAAUUCAAAAUAGAGAGAGAAAGGAAGAAAGAAAAAGGAUAUGAAAAUAAUGAGACAGAUCAUCAUUCAGUCACUCACUCAUAAUCUCCACAAGUUCCAAUUUCUGCACUUCCCUCUCAUUGCUUACUUUCUUUCCUUUCUUUCGUUUCCUUUUUUUUUUUUCCUUUCUUCUUCCUUUCUCUUGUGUAUCAUUCUUGUAACUUAAUUUAGAUCUCUGCGUACACCCUUUCUCGAUCUAUAACAAUACCGACAAUAUACAUAUACAUAUGUUCACAUAUCCAAUUCCUCGAUUUUCGAGCACAGCAACGACCCAUCAAAGCAUUGCCCUUUUUGCAGUCCAAUCUUUUUUGGCAUUUUAAAGAAUCAAUCUUUGGUGAUUUAUUUGGUAUUUGAGUUACUACAAAUACUAUUACCCUUUUUUCUUGAAUAACAAGAACAGAAAGUUAAUUAGAAUCCGAGGACAAGAAAAAGAACUCCGUUUUGAACUAAACAGUAGUAACUCUCCAAUGUAAAAGAUUGAAAAGAGAGAGGGGAGAAUUCGGUACUUGGGUCGGGUCCUUUUUGAGAAGUUACAUUUCUUUUCUUUUCUUUUCUUUUCUUUUUUUUCACUUUUCUUUUUCGGGAUUUUUUUUGGGUUUGAUAAAGGUUUUGGCUUUAUAGCAUGCUAGUUGGAUUUAAUAAAGGAAGGAGCGUCAAGGGGAUAGAGAAAGUGAGUCACUAAGUAAAGAAAAUGCAAGAAACAAAGAAGAAGAAUAGUGGUUGCAAUGAAGAUUCCAAGAAGAAGGAAAGACAUAUAGUAACAUGGACUCAACAGGAGGAUGAUAUUCUCAGACAGCAAAUUAGUCUACAUGGAACUGAAAAUUGGGCGAUUAUUGCUUCUAAGUUCAAAGAUAAAACCACAAGACAGUGCAGAAGAAGAUGGUACACAUAUUUGAAUUCUGAUUUCAAGAAGGGGGGUUGGUCACCAGAGGAAGAUUUGCUCUUAUGUGAGGCUCAGAAAAUUUUCGGUAACAGAUGGACAGAAAUAGCAAAAGUUGUCUCUGGCAGAACGGAUAACGCUGUGAAGAAUAGGUUCACUACUUUGUGCAAGAAGAGAGCAAAAUAUGAGGCUUUAGCUAAAGAGAAUAAAAGUACAUAUGUCAACUCAAAUAACAAAAGAAUCCUAUUCCAGAAUGGGUACAGUGCAGAUGGAUCACCAGAAAAGGCUCCACCUGCUAAGAAGACAAGGCGGUCCCAUAUCAUUGAUCGUACAGAACACUACAAGUUGGCAAACAGAUCACACCUGCAAGGUGGAAAUCAGCAGUCUAGGCCUCCAUUUGCAGUGUUGGCUCAAAAUUUCCACAAUGUUAAUGUUGCUGCUCAGCAUACUGCCGUCAAUGCCAAGGAGGUCUUGAUUGAUGCAGCUGAAAACAGUAAAAUUGAAGCGACAUUUCUCAGAAAGGAUGAUCCAAAGAUAACUGCUCUGAUGCAACAAGCUGAGCUUCUCAGCUCACUCGCUUUGAAAGUUAAUACAGAGAAUACAGAUCAGAGUCUGGAAAAUGCUUGGAAGGUGCUUCAGGAUUUCCUGAACCGGAGUAAAGAAAAUGAUAUCCUCGGAUAUAGAAUAUCUGACAUUGAUUUUCAACUUGAAGACUUCAAGGACUUGAUAGAGGAUUUAAGGAGUAGUUAUGAUGGAAGUCGACCAUCUUGGAGGCAACCUGAUCUAUAUGAGGAUUCUCCAGCCAGCUCUGACUACAGUACGGGGUCAACUCUAAUGCCUUAUACAGCCCCUGAUAAAACAGAACAAGCUCAGGCUGAGAUUGGUGAAGUGCAUAAGGAUAUUGGAAAUGAAUUACAGUCAGUUAAUGCUGAAGAGCAAAAUGAUGUGGAUGAGUGUGAGAAAGAAAUUAUUCCCUGCGCAAGCAUAUCUCAAGGAGAGAUAUUUCCAUCUUUUGAUGAGCAAACAAACAAUGACGUAGUUGUUUCAGCAUCAUCAAGCUCAGAAUUCAGUUCUCCUCUUCAAGUUACACCAAUUUUCAGAUCCUUAGCAGCAGGGAUUCCCAGCCCAAAAUUUUCAGAAAGUGAAAGGAACUUCCUAUUAAAAACACUUGGAGUGGAAUCUCCUUGUCCCAAUCAAAGCAUUAAUCCUUCUCAACCACCACCUUGCAGAAGAGCCCUCCUUCAAAGUCUAUAACUAAACCUCUCUGAACCAUCUCACAUACAGAAAGUGCUCUAUCCCUUAUACCUCAUCUUUAAUGUCAAGGGAGUUUUUCUUUUUUCCUUCUCUUAUUUAAGAUUAGUUUCCUAGGAUUGCAGCCAUCAUUGCCCGAAGUUUUAUUAAGAGGUGUAGUAGAUCUGCAUUCCAAAAUACCCUUGUCUAGAAUGCAAAGGGUGCAUUCUAGACAUCUCGGACACAUCUAACAAAGUGUUCUGAGUCCAUUUUUCUUUUCCCUACUAGAAGAGUACAAUCCUAAUACUCACAUUUAAAAUCAGUGUGCUUGUUAAUGUGUGUGUCAUUCUUUUGUUUGUUUCUUUAUUUGGUUUCGGGGUGUUCGACCUUCCGAUCCAGUUUUUGGCCUUUUGAUUCAUCAUCUGUACAGAGCCUAUAUAAGUACGUAGUCAGAGUGUAAUUAUACAUCGGCAACUCGCCAAUAUAUAAUUGAAGAAGCAGAAGAAAAAGAAAAAAAAAAAAAAAGAAGUUUAAAGAAAAAAAGGAGAAUUAACCAGCUGAUUGGAUUCCUUUUUGUUGCUUUCAGGUGUGCAUAGGGUAUAGAAUAAGUUUUCCCUCUUUUCUGAUUUCUAAUGUAAUAGAACUUUAUGUGAUUGAAAUGAAAAUGUGUUUUGGCUUUGGUGUGCA